GAAAGUGUUUGUGUUUAAACUACAGAUGAGGAAUAAUGUGUGUAAAGAAUGAAAGAGGAAGAAAAGAUGCAGACAUUGCCAACAUUCUCAUGGCUCUUUCUAAUAACAUGUUGGGAGUCUGCAAUUCUGGGAAUCUGACCCUAGUUUGAUCACACACACACACACACACACACACCCACCACUUUUUUCUGUGUGAGUCUACAGCUGUGCUGUGGAUCACUGUUUGCAUGUGAAAGCAGGCGUGCCAGCCCCAUAUAAGGUCACAUGGCUCACACUGAUGAUGUAAUCAAAGAAGAGGUUUCCUUCUCUCUUAGCAUGCACAGAAAGACCAGGAGAGAGAGAGAGAGAGAGAGAGAGAGAGAGAGAGAGAGAGAGAGAGAGAGAGAUUGAAAUAAGAGGGAAUGUGACCAGGAGAGAAAGGUAGUGCUCUUUCACAUUCUAGAUUGUGGGUUUUGAAAUGUCUGCUGUGUUGUGUGUGUAUUUAUGGUAAAGAAAGAUAUAGCAAAAACUGCAGCACAACAGGACUUGAAGAAGGGAAGUCUGAGAAGGGAGAGAAAGAAAGAGAGUGAGUGAGUGUGUGUGUGUGUGUGAGAGAGAGAGAGAGAGAGAGACAGAGAGUGAGUGAGAGAGAGCGAAAUAGAAAGGGUGAGGGAGACUGUGGAAGCUUCCAAGAGCAGUGAAUAAGCACAAGGCCAGGAAAGCAAAUAUUCUUCAUCAUGGGCAAGUCAGCCUCGAGGAUAUUCAAUGAGGAGGUGCAGAAGUGUCAUAAUGAGUACAGAAAGAAGCAUCAAGCGCCGCCAUUAAAGCUCAGCAACAAACUUUGCAGAGAGGCAGCAAGAUACUCUGAGAGUUUGGCUAGCACCAGGAUUUUAAAACACAGUGUUGAAUCCAGUAGAGGAAACUGUGGAGAAAAUCUAGCCUGGGCAUCUUAUGAUCAAACAGGAAAGGAUGUGACUGAUCGCUGGUAUAAUGAGGUGAACCAGUACAACUUUAACCAGCCUGGAUUUACCUCUGGAACUGGUCACUUCACUGCGAUGGUGUGGAAGAGCUCAAAGAAGCUGGGUGUUGGUAAAGCUGUUGCAUCCGAUGGCUCUACGUUUGUGGUGGCUCGCUACUUUCCUGCUGGGAAUAUCACUAAUCAGGGCCACUUCCAAGCCAAUGUCCUGCCUUCUAAGAGCUGAUCCUGGAAUGUCUGUGGAGCUAGAGGUCAGAGGUCACGGGCUGUUACGGCAAAUUGGAGUCUGAAAGCAGUGAACUGAAGCCUUAUAGGGCUACGCCUUAUCAAACGCUCUCAUGCCUUACAGUUUGAUUGGCCUUAAUACGUAAUUGUUUUUAAUACUAAACUUAGUACAUGUUCACAAAUAAACAUGAAAGUUGGAAUGACUUUUUAAGAUCAUUGUAGGAUUAUUGGACUAUUCUAUGUGCCUAAGUAUUUUUAGACUUGUAAGUUCAGACAUCCCCCAGCACGCACACACACACAGUCUCUUGUAUUAUUACUAAAGGUGAAAUUCAAGGUGAAACUCUAAAUGGCCUAAUAAAAGUGGUACAGUAUCACAGCUUAACACUGAAUAAGCACCUGGGAUGUUUUAAAAUGUUGUCUGCUUUACUUCAGAGAAAAAGCCACUGUUUUGUCUGUAUUGUUUCACAGUUGUGGUUUGGAUGACCUACAGAAGUAAAACAUUUAAGCUGUUUAAA
Hemibagrus wyckioides is the source of this 1695-nucleotide messenger RNA. It is a transcript of the gene glipr2l, whose product is annotated as GLI pathogenesis-related 2, like. Gene Ontology annotation, cellular component: extracellular region. The transcript is spliced from 5 exons. Bases 717 to 1181 code for a protein of 154 amino acids. The record is from RefSeq and is a predicted model, not a curated record. NCBI's taxonomy places the organism in Eukaryota, Metazoa, Chordata, Actinopteri, Siluriformes, Bagridae.